Messenger RNA from Acomys russatus (golden spiny mouse), 573 nucleotides. RefSeq names its product homeobox protein Rhox5-like. The transcript is spliced from 4 exons. Lineage: Eukaryota; Metazoa; Chordata; Mammalia; Rodentia; Muridae. The record is from RefSeq and is a predicted model, not a curated record. Gene Ontology annotation, molecular function: DNA binding. The coding region runs from base 1 to 573 and encodes 190 amino acids.
AUGGAGCGUGGAAACACCAAUUCCCUGCUUCACGAAGGGCUUCAAGAGGAUGAGGAAAAGUUGAAUGGUGUGAAGGCACAGAUGGCCUUGCCAGCUGGAGAGGAAAUAAGUGAAGGAGAGAGUGGACAGGGCCAGCCUGGGUCCGGAGCCACAGCCGCUAAAGCGGAAGGCAUAGAAUUGAAUGGAGACCUUCCCUCUGCUGCUGCCGCUGCUGCAGACCGCGCAGAUAAUUGUAACCAAGAGGACCAGGGCACCAGAGGCACUGGCCAGGAGAGUGAGAAGCAGCCAGUGAAGCCAGCCCCCAAGGACUUGGAGGGCUCAGGAAAUGUGAUGCAGGAGCCAGUGCCUAAGUCCAGGGUGCAACCUGUCUCAGUGCUGGGACGCCACUGUUGCUUCCACUGCAAGUUCGCUCCAUGGCAGUUGCGGGAGCUGGAGCGAAUUUUCAAGCGGAAUCAUUUCAUCAGUGCCUUAGAAAGAAAACAACUGGCCAGAUGGAUGGGUGUGACUCAAGCAGUAGUGAAGAGAUGGUUUCACAAAAGGAGACAGCAACACAGGAGAUGUAAGAAGCUUUAA